UUAUCACUUUUAUGCAUUGACAUUGCAUCGGUUACCUAUUUUAUUUAUUUAUAAAUUAGUUAUUCGUCUUUUGUGGUUUUAUUGUUCAAUUUAAAUCAAAAUAAACGAAACAUUGACAAAUCUUAAACAUCAAAAUACAUUCUGAUUUCAUACAAAUGGCUAGUCUGAACAUUUGCCGGGUCUGCCUAAGAACUUAUUCGAAAUCUUACAAUUUUGAUCAAUUCCAAUUAAAAUCACAUUACGAAGCAGUUUUGGGUUUAAAAGUCAAUGAUGAAGAUGGAUUACCCAAGUUCUUCUGCUAUGAAUGUGCAUCACUGCUACAAAAGUUUCAUAAAUUCAAAGAAAAAUGUCACAAGGGGCAAGAAGUUCUCAAGGAAAUGCAAUCAAGAGGAUUUAUAACAUAUAAAGCAGUAAACAGUUUGGAUAGAGAACUUCUUCAAUUGUCAUCGCCUUUUAAGGAAUAUAUUUAUGAAGGCUGGGGCAUCACAGACAAAAUAGAAUACAUUGAUAAUAUAGUCCUUGAAUUUGAAGACAGCACAGAUAAUCUAGAUAUGGCCAUAGAAAAUAUACAAGUUGAAAAAGUUGAAAAUAUCACGGACAAUGAAUUGGAUUUCUGUGAGCAAAUGGAUACAGAUAAUAUAAUGUAUGAUACAAAAGACCAGUUUGAAAUUAAAAUUGAAGAUGAAAAGAAAAAAAAUAAAUGUAUUACAAAGACUAGUUUGCUAUAUGACAAUGUGAAUUGGAGGGUGAUUAAUUUGACAGAAGAUGAAGCUAUUAAGGAAUUUCGUUUGCGCAGUGAAGAUCCAAAAUAUAUAACAGCAGCAUACAAAUGCAAGGAUUGCCUCAAAGGUUUCUGCAGACAGGACAUGUUGAAGCGACAUAUGGACUUUUUGCACAGUGCGUCGAAAGGUGCGCUAGCCUGCCGCUUCUGUAACGCACGCGUUAAGUACCCGUGCCACCUGCGGAACCACAUGCGCGACCACUACACCAAGUACGAGUGCUUACGGUGCCGCGUUGUUUGCAUGACCGAGAAAUCCGCCCUCCAUCAUGAGGACUCUCACAGUGGCGUAACUAGAAAAUGCAUAUACUGCAAUGAAGAGUUUAGACACUCGUCCACGUACUACACGCACCUGCGCACGCACCGGAGCGACCACGUGUGCACGGCGUGCGGCGAGUCGUUCGUCAGCGAGGUCGGCCUGCACAUGCACCGCCGCGCCAAGCACCGGGACAACGCUGACAGUCCCGGAGACGAGGACGCAAACACGUUUUGCGCCCGAUGCGACAAAAACUUCGACACGAGGAGGGCGUACGAGGAGCAUUUCUUUCACACGGCUGUGCACGCCGACGAAUUGCUAGACCUUGAAAUGCCUAAAAGCGAAGAGCCGAGAAAAAUACGCGGGAAGAGAAUGCAGGAAAAGAUCAUAAAUCAAUUAAAUAAUAGAGAUACGGAUGAUGUUAAAUUAAAACCGAAUGCGGAGAAUCGAAAGUGGCGCCGGCGGAAGAUUAAGAAACCCACGACCUGCCACCAGUGCGGCAAAUCGUUUGAGACGCAAGCGGCGUGCAUGAAGCAUCAUCUGAAAACCCACCCGCGGACGUCCUUCUUUGCGCCGAGCGAGCGGCAUAUAUGCGAGAUAUGCGGCGCCUCGCUCGCGCCGGGCAGUGUUGCCACCCACCAGAACAUGCACAGCAAGGAGAAAAUGCACCCGUGCGGCACUUGCGGGCGGCAGUUCUACUCCAGUGUCUCGCAUAAACGCCACCUUCUGACGCACACCGGGGAAAAACCUUACCAGUGCACCCAGUGCGAGAAACGGUUCACGCAAAGCAACAGUAUGAAGCUACACUUUAGAACCGCUCACCUCAAACAACCGUAUCCAAAAAGAAAUAGAAGAAAGAAAAAAGAAGAGAAAACAGAGAACACGGCCCAAGAGACGUGUAGCGAAGAAUCCGACGCUGGAAAGGAGUUGCAUCAAACAGCGACGGGAAUCGAACCCGCUUACUCGUUGUAAAUGUAGUGAGUGAGUUUUAUACUAGUUAAUCAUCCCGACACCGUCCGGGUAAAAUGUUCUAAAGAUUUUCAAAGUUCAAAGCUAAAAGACAUUAAAAUGUUUAAUCGUUUCUGAGCUACAAGUGGUGAAACCGAGGCGGUUUUCAUUUAUGAAUAGGUAUAGUGUGGAAAUUUUGUAAAUAUAUAUGUAGCGAUAACUUACGGGAGGGUAAACAAUUUCGUUACGUAACGCGUUACGGCGCCAGUCUUCACCGAUUAGUAAUGUAACUAAGAAGAUUUACUUUCAUGUAUAAAGAUUUCUUGUUAUUAUAAAUGUGUGUAAAUAUUUUUGAACGAUAGCUCAUUGGAGGGUAAACAACUUCGUUACGUAACGCGUAACGGCGCCGGUCUGUCUUUUUGCGCUAUAAGUAAUGUAACUAAGACGAUUUUCCUUUAUGUAUCAAGAUUUAAUGUGGAGUAUAUGUAAUUAUAUAUAUUUUCGAAGUGAUAACUUCUUACGGGCGGGUAAACCGGUUCGUUACGUAGCGCGUUACGGUGCCGGUAUAUCUUGCUUCCCUUUCUCUCACGCUUUCAGUUAGAUAAAUGUAGCUUAUCGUGUCGGACGUUUUAUUUUUACACUGGCAAUAAUCAGCGACAUCUAGUCUCAAUUUUGACAUUAUAUUCUGUUAUUUUUUUGUAGACAUUUGAAAUAUGGCUGAGUUUUCAUGAUCCUUGUAAACGUCCUUUCUCGGGUCUCCAAACUAUCUUUGUACCAAAUUUUGACCAGAUCGGUUCCAUGGUUUAGGCGUAGAGACAUACCAACGGACAGAUAGUUACUUCGCAUUUAUAAUAUUAGUUAGUACCUAUAGUUAUUGUGUUUCUUAUUUAGUUUUUGUUAAAAGCUUUAUUUUUGUUAGUAUACAAAUUAUUUCACCAUUUCACAUUGUUUAAAAUUGUAAAACAGUAUCGUAAGUUAAUUAUUUUGUUGUACAACUAGAGGGCUGGACUGAUGUUGAUGAAAUUGAUCAGAAACGAUAGAUCAUAAUAAAAAUCAGUGACGCUCUGAGUAAGUGAAGAAAAACUAACUACGAAAAAUAACAAUAUGUUAUUUAUAAUUGUAAAAAAUAAAUAAAGCAU
Zerene cesonia (dogface butterfly) is the source of this 3121-nucleotide messenger RNA. Its product is annotated as zinc finger protein 878-like. The transcript is spliced from 15 exons. Gene Ontology annotation, biological process: negative regulation of transcription by RNA polymerase II; regulation of cytokine production; regulation of immune system process. The record is from RefSeq and is a predicted model, not a curated record. Gene Ontology annotation, molecular function: zinc ion binding. Gene Ontology annotation, cellular component: nucleus. Lineage: Eukaryota; Metazoa; Arthropoda; Insecta; Lepidoptera; Pieridae. The coding region runs from base 156 to 2006 and encodes 616 amino acids.